This is a messenger RNA of Neolamprologus brichardi, 1646 nucleotides long. NCBI's taxonomy places the organism in Eukaryota, Metazoa, Chordata, Actinopteri, Cichliformes, Cichlidae. The record is from RefSeq and is a predicted model, not a curated record.
ACCACCCUUACCCCCUUGGUCUGUCCGAUAACACGCCUGAAUGAAAACCCAGGAGCGACGCCACUGUCGGUGAAGGUGUAUUAUAGUACUAACAUCGACUGCAGGCUUCCUCUGUGUGUUUUUUCCUUAACUGUCAGUUAGGCAUAUCUUCGGCCGGAGCUCCGUCUGGUGGACGUGAAACUGUAGCAUGGACCCACGGAAAGUGGCCGAGCUGAAAGGCUUCGUGCAGUUGUGCGAGGCUAAUCCCGGGAUCCUGCACCUUCCAGAGAUGGGCUUCUUCCGGACGUGGCUGCUAAACAUGGGUGCAACAAUCCCUCCACCACCCAAGACAAGUGACUCAUGCCAGGGUGGCUGUCCCUGUGGCCCUCCACCCACCGCAGCUUCGCCUCCAGAGCCUGAGCCUGAGCCUGCGCCUGCUGUGCCGUCUGAGAGCGAGGAGAGUGAAAUAGUCUCCGUGCUUCGAGACUGGCUGCUGGGACACUGGGAGGAGGCAGCCAGGGACCUGGCCACAGCCUGUAAACUGGACUAUGAUGAGGAUGCCAGUGCAAUGCUGAAGGAGGUCCAGCCAAAGGCCAACAAAAUCAUAGAGCACAGACGCAAAUAUGAGCGCAAGAGAGAAGAGAAGGAGAUCAAAGAGAAGCAAGACCGGAUAAAGAAAGCCAGAGAGGAGCACGCACGGGCUCAGAGGGAAGAGGAAGCACGACAGGCUGGAGGAGGAUUCUUCCCAGGUCCGGGUGGAUUCCCAGGCGGAUUCCCAGGUGGAGCCGGAGCUGGUCCCGGCAUGGCUGGUCUAGGUGAACUCCUGAAGGAUCCUGAGCUGCUUAAUGCCAUGAAGGACCCUGAGGUGAUGGCCGCCUUCCAGGAUGUCGCCCAGAACCCGGCCAACAUCUCCAAGUAUCAGAACAACCCCAAAAUCAUGGCCCUCGUCACCAAGCUGAGCUCUAAAUUUGGAGCUCCUCCACAGCCAUAGACAGGACGGGACAGAAAUGGGAGAGAAGAACGAGUGGAUGUGGUGAAACAAUCUGGAGAGCAAAGCUUUUCAACAAUUAUUCACUGUGUGUAGUUCAAACAGGGGAGCAGGUGACGGGUUAACUGGCAUGGUGUAGAGGAAGGUUGGCAAUUUCUUUUCUUUUUUUUUUUUAAUGUUCUUAAUCAGCCUGUUAGCACUUAGCAACAUGUCAACAAAGCAGCCCGGUGGUUAGGAGUCAGGUCUGAUACUUAUACACCCCGUCCAGCACAUCUCAGCUGGGAAUUCACUUAAACCACAGGUUGACGUUUUCUAACCUGCGUCAUGAACAGCCAAACCGGGAGCCUCCUGCAUUAAGACGCUAGCUUAGAAACAUUUCUACCGCUGUUUAAUACUCUCUAUGAUUUAGCUACUGGUUUCUUUCUGUGGACGGAGCUGAACUCUCACACCACUGUGGGCCCUUCUUGUUAUCAGAUGUAUUAUUAUAAAAAGUAUUGAACAUGUUUGACCCUGUUGGAAAAAUAAUUCACAAAAAUAAAAGCUCUGUUCCUGCAAAUCAGGUUUGAUCUGCAUUUCUAGUUCUGUUUCCCGUUAAAUGUCAUGUGUAAAAGAGUUCACUCAUUUUUAUUUUGACUUCAGUUUUCCUGUGAUAAUUAAACUGGAAAGAAUGAUCAGAAAA